CUCAAAAACAAGUUUUAGCAUAAGGUAGAGGUGAGUCGGGGUCUUGGACGUUGAAGGGAGAGGGACCCCCUACCUACAGCAUCUGACAGCCGACGGAGUGAGAUCAGGAGGUAAACGCUUCCAUUUGCCUUCCGCCAUGACUUCGACCAUAAACCUGGGGCCUUCAGCCAACCCAAAUGCCAAACCCACCGAUUUUGAUUUCCUAAAGAUAAUCGGGAAAGGAAGUUUUGGAAAGGUCCUUCUGGCCAAGAGGAAAUGUGACAAUCGCUUCUAUGCUGUGAAGGUCCUUCAGAAAAAGACCAUCCUAAAGAAGAAAGAGCAAUCUCAUAUCAUGGCGGAAAGGAAUGUUCUGCUCAAGAACCUGAAGCAUCCCUUCCUGGUGGGAUUACACUACUCCUUCCAGACCACAGAGAAACUCUACUUCGUCCUGGACUAUGUCAAUGGUGGGGAGCUUUUCUUUCACCUACAAAGAGAGCGCUCUUUCCUGGAGCCCCGUGCUCGUUUCUACUCUGCAGAAGUUGCCAGCGCCAUCGGUUACUUGCACUCCCAAAAUAUCAUCUACAGGGAUUUAAAACCGGAAAAUAUCCUUCUGGAUAGCCAGGGACAUGUGGUGCUGACUGAUUUUGGACUCUGUAAGGAGGGAAUGGAACCAGAAGAGACCACCUGUACCUUUUGUGGGACCCCUGAGUACUUGGCCCCUGAGGUCCUGAGAAAGCAGCCGUAUGACCGCACAGUAGACUGGUGGUGUCUGGGAGCUGUCCUGUAUGAGAUGCUGUAUGGGCUGCCACCAUUUUACAGUCGGGAUGUGUCCCAGAUGUACGAUAAUAUUCUGAACCAGCCUCUGCAGCUUCCAGGAGGAAAGACCACAGCCACCUGUGACAUUCUCCGUGGACUGCUCCACAAGGACCAACACAGCCGUUUGGGAUCCAAAGCCGAUUUUCUUGAAAUCAAGAAUCAUGUUUUCUUUAGCCCAAUUAACUGGGACGACCUGUAUCACAAGAGGAUCCCUCCACCCUAUAACCCCAAUGUGGCUGGCCCAGGGGACCUACGGCACUUUGAUCCAGAGUUCACACAAGAGGCUGUCCCGAAUUCAGUGAGCCGUACCCCCGACCUCAACCUCAGCAGUUCCGGCAACUCCAGCGCUUUCCUCGGUUUCUCCUACGCACAAAGCGAGGAUGAACUUUUAAGCUGAGUGUCCUGUGGCUUCUAAAUGUAACUAUAUAUAAAUAGUGCAGUUUAGGAGUACCUCCAGUACUUCUUCUUCAGGCUGGAUCAUUAUGGAUAGCCUCCAUUCAUUACAUACGGAUAUAUUGUGGUGUGACCUCUACUCAACUCCACCAAUACUGGAGUAGAGAAGUUCAGGAUUCUCAGAAUGUAAAACCAGCCUUGUAAUUAUACCAUAGCAAUUUAGGAAAUAUAUUUACAUAUACAGAUGUAGACCAAGUGUGUGCUGGGGGCUGUAUGAGUAAAGAUGUGAGUAUUAGACCACUGCCUACUUGCUCUUCAUAUACUCUCCUCUCCUAGUUAUUG
Messenger RNA from Spea bombifrons (plains spadefoot toad), 1530 nucleotides. It is a transcript of the gene SGK2, whose product is annotated as serum/glucocorticoid regulated kinase 2. The record is from RefSeq and is a predicted model, not a curated record. The transcript has 12 exons. Bases 137 to 1192 code for a protein of 351 amino acids. Gene Ontology annotation, molecular function: protein serine/threonine kinase activity; ATP binding. NCBI's taxonomy places the organism in Eukaryota, Metazoa, Chordata, Amphibia, Anura, Pelobatidae. Gene Ontology annotation, biological process: protein phosphorylation.